Molecule: messenger RNA, 958 nt
Organism: Dendroctonus ponderosae (mountain pine beetle)
Lineage: Eukaryota; Metazoa; Arthropoda; Insecta; Coleoptera; Curculionidae
Gene: PIG-P
Product: phosphatidylinositol N-acetylglucosaminyltransferase subunit P
Exons: 4
Coding region: 451-924 (157 amino acids)
Source: RefSeq, a predicted model, not a curated record
UGUUUCCAUCUAUGCUAGGAAACGUUGACAGCAGUUUUCUUCAUAACCUCAACGUGUAGAAUAUUUAUUUGUACUUUUUAGGUAUUUAUCAUCAUUAUUAUACAUAAAUAGUUUAAAUCAGUUGUUCACUCCAAUGGCUCUAGAUAACCGUCUGAAAAUAGAUCUGCAAUUGCCUUUUGAUAGUGUACGUGUAGCUGAAAUAGUGUAUGAUGUUCUGAGGGUGGAUGCAGAACCUAAAAGAAGUGGUGUGAGCAAAGCUCUUUCAUUAGAGAAUACUGUUGUUAAAGUUUCCUUUGCCGCUUGCUUAGCAAGGCAAUUAAGGGUGGCAGUAAAUAAUUUAUUUGAAAAAGUUGAUCUGAUCAUUGAGACCAUUCAAGCCACAGGCCCACCUGUGAGUGCGGCGUAUGGUUAUUAUUAGUUCUGGAUUUUAUUUAGCCUUUAAAACCUAAAAUGCCCGAACAUACGCCUGCCCCUACAGCCAGCAGGGCUGUGUAUGGUUUUGUUAUGUUCCUAAGUUUCAAUAUUUUCUUCAUAUUGUACCUUAUAUGGGCUCUAGUGCCGGAAGCUUACUUCGAACAUAUUGGUAUUGACUUUUUACCUCAAAGAUAUUGGGCUGUUUCUGUUCCAAUAUAUAUCUUAACUGUUCUCACCGUAUUCGCCUUCCUAAUUUACCCCAGUUUAGGGCUGUUGAUGACUCCGGAUAUGAAUGAUAUGCGAACAAUUACGGACGAGAUAGGAAAAAGAAGGAAACAAAAUGGCCAGAAGCUAAAUUAUAGUUCUAAGAAAGGAAAUUGUGUUUGCAAAGAUCAGAGACAGUGUUGGAAAGAGUACUACGAUUUAGGUGCUCAAGUGGAAAUCACAAAGCGAAUACCUGCAGUGAGCGACUUAGACAUGUGGGAUGUUUCAGAGCACUUACAUUUAUAGUUAUAAAAAGAAAAUUAACGGUCUAAGUUUAAAA